This is a messenger RNA of Phalacrocorax carbo (great cormorant), 922 nucleotides long. NCBI's taxonomy places the organism in Eukaryota, Metazoa, Chordata, Aves, Suliformes, Phalacrocoracidae. The record is from RefSeq and is a predicted model, not a curated record.
CAUGCCACCGAGAAGAUGGCGUCCCGCCCCAAGCUGCCAGAAAGCGUCCGUGAGCCGGAGGCGCUGCCGGCGGAAAUCGGCGCCCGCGCCCCAGCGGCGUGUGGCUCCUCCACGGGUCUGCAGGUGCCAGGCCUGGCCGUCCUCCGUGCCAGCCAUGGGCCGCCCGCUCCCCUUCCCGGUUCCCCUGCCCACACGCCUGCCCCUCCCGCGCCAUCUUUCCGCCCGCGCCUUCGCGUUUCCUGUCUGGGCGGAGGAGGUUUGGCCCUGCGACGCCGCCGUCUCCCAGCGGCUGCGGCGAGCGUCAUGGCGGCGGCUCUCUCAAUGUCAGCGGCUUUGAGGCACCUUGUGGCGAGGAGCGUGGCCGCUGCGGCUCGCCUGUCGCCGGCCAGGUCACUGAGCACUUCCACAUGGCGGCUGGCACAGGACCAAACUCGAGACACGCAACUCAUCACAGUUGAUGAAAAAUUGGAUAUCACUGCUUUAACUGGUGUUCCAGAUGAGCACAUCAAAACCAGAAAAGUUCACAUUUUUGUUCCAGCACGUAAUGCAAUGCAAGCAGGAGUUAACAAUACAAAGAAAUGGAAGAUGGAGUUUGAUAACAGGGAGCGCUGGGAGAACCCUUUAAUGGGCUGGGCAUCUACAGCUGAUCCUUUGUCCAACAUGGUCCUUACUUUCUCUACUAAAGAAGAUGCCGUUGCCUUUGCUGAAAAAAAUGGCUGGAGCUAUGAUGUUGAAGAGAAGAAGAUUCCAAAACCUAAAUCCAAGUCUUAUGGUGCAAACUUUUCUUGGAACAAAAGAACAAGGGUGUCUACAAAAUAGGUUGGCAUUGGCUGUCUGACUGAAUAAAGUCAGCUGUGCUAUAUUUAUAGUCCAUGUAUAAUACAUCUCUUAAUCUCCUAAUAAAUUUGACCUUUAAACUGCA